CAUAUGAUGAUGUGCUCUUCAGCCUAUCUACAAGUAACACUCAACAACAAAUCCGCCAGCAGGGUGUUUGGAGAUCAGAUACUCUCACGAGCUGAGCUCAACUCUUCCCCAGCGCAUACGAACCCAUCUGAGAGCUCUACGCGUUCAUUUUUGCUGUAAAGGCUGGUUUGGAGUCUAUCCGGAAACUUAUCGCCAUCUCUCUUCCGAUAAUAUGCUUAUCGCGGAUCGUUCUGGCACGGAGAUUUAUCGUAGGAAACGUCUGGGAUUUGGAGAUGUGCUGGGUUUUUAAGAAGAUCCUUUCGACGGACGUUUAACUUCACCUCGAUCUGAAUGUUUUACGUCUGAUUUCGUGCCGUCAAGUUACUCCCAUAAACUUUAUAACGGACUUAAUUGUUUCGUUCGUACACGUAAGUUAUAAACGUCAGCCAUGAUCGGGAUUGAGGUACGAGCCUCGGUUUUUCGGUAGCUUUGCUUGUAAUAACUGUAGGAAGUAAGCCACAGAAAUGUAGUUGAUCGCGUGUUAUUAGCUGAGAACUGAACUAAGCUGUUGAAUUAAUCAAGAUUUAGUUGAAUUGGCUGAGACGUUUAUAUAAGUCAUAUAGCUAUAUUUAUAUAACAAUGUAUUUAUUUUUUAAAUACAAUUAAAACCGUAUUUGACCAGGUUUUUAACCUGUAAAUUAAUAUAGAUAUAUUAGAAGUUAGCCUACCCAAAAGCCCAGGAAGUAGAAAGUACAUAGGGCGUGAUUGAUUGGGUUAGACUGUAAAUAACAACCAUUUAAAAAAAAAAAGAAUAUAAUAUAGUCAUCUGCAGGAUUUCUACGAUGCGGGACGCGCCUGCGAAUUUUAGUCUUCUACACAGGACUUGCUCUUUAGUGGUGUUGCUAUGUUUGCUUCACAUCUCUGUUACUGUCAUAUAUUAUAUGAGAAAUUCAGAUUCAAGGCAAACCUUCGUACAAAAUCAGCAAACCCCUCAGAUCCACAGGAAACUGACCGAACAGAGAGUCGCUACAGAUGAGUGAAAACCUUUAUUGAAAUUUGUGACUAAUCUCAGAGAGACGGGGAUUUUGCUGGAGGCAUGCCCUGACAAUCCACCUCGAUUGGUGGGUCCCCUUCGGGUUGAGUUUUCUGACCCGGUCACCUUAGACCUGGUGAGGUCAGAGAACCAAGCGUUGCAGCCCGGUGGACGGUUUAAACCCACAGAAUGCAUCGCCCAGCAGAAGGUGGCAGUCAUCAUCCCCUUCAGGCACCGUGAUGAGCACCUGAAGUACUGGCUGUAUUAUCUACACCCCAUCCUACAGCGGCAGCAACUCGACUAUGGCAUCUAUGUCAUUAACCAGGACGGCGAGGAUACGUUCAACCGUGCCAAACUCCUCAACAUUGGUUACGCGGAGGCUCUGAAGGAGUAUGACUACGAUUGUUUUGUCUUCAGUGACGUGGACCUCAUUCCAAUGGAUGACCGCAACUUCUACAAGUGCUAUAGUCAGCCCAGGCAUUUGUCUGUGUCUAUGGACAAGUUUGGAUUCAGGUUGCCAUACACACAGUACUUUGGAGGCGUGUCAUCCCUGAGCAAGGAACAAUAUCUGAAGAUCAACGGCUUUCCAAACAACUACUGGGGCUGGGGAGGAGAAGAUGAUGACAUAUUUAACAGGGUUACCUCCAAAGGGAUGUCUAUAUCAAGGCCUGAUGGGGUCAUCGGAAAAUGUAGGAUGAUCCGCCACGACCGAGACAAGCAAAACGACCCCAAUCCACAGAGGUUUGACCGGAUAGCUCACACAAGGGAAACAAUGGCAAGCGAUGGGAUCAAUUCAUUAACAUACAAUGUUGUUAAAAUUGAGAAAGACCAGCUAUUCACCAAAAUCACAGUGGAUGUUGGCAAACCAUGAUUCCUGCAUAGAGACCAACAUAAAACUGAGUGAUACUGCAGCGCUGGCUGUCGAAAAACCAAAUGUGCCUUGAUAUAUCAAGUCAAAUGGAUCAUUUUUAAAGUGGAUUCUAUAUUUUUUCAAAAAGACUUGAAAGUACUUAGAAAUGUUUUGCCAUCUUUGCACAUGUGAUGGUGAACACAGGGGUCUGGACUCCUUUUGCCCAGUGAAUCAGAACUGUUCGGCUGCUAAAGGAGACACACAGGGGUUUCAGGUUGUCCUCGAGGCGACGGGCCAACGUUGUUCUGUCUCAGACACUUCUGCUGAGGAAAAAGACUAUAUUUUGAGCCAUUUGAUGGAAGCAGCAUAUUGAAAGUGAUCUGAUUUGCUGUUGAAAAUGUCCUUGUGGUGGGACAAAUGUAUGCGAGUUGCUGUGUAUGGGAUUAUUUGGUUUGUGUGUUUGAAAGUGAAUAUUUAAAGGAUUGAUUUUGGUAAUCAGCAAGCUAAGCAAUGCAAAAAAUCGGGGAUUUACAAAUCAAGGGCUGUGGAUACUCUAUAAUCAUAUACCAGCAAACUGGCAUUUUUGGGCUGUCACAUGUUUGUUUACUUUUAUUUUGUAUUGCAUCUCAUUAGCGUGUUGCUGUAGCAGGUUAUUUGUACUUUCAGAGCCUUAUAUCUCUCUUUGUUAGGGGUGAGAUGUCUGAAUGUAUUGGCCUGCAUGGUUGUGCUUUAUGCAUAUCGGACCAUUAUUAUGUUUGCUGGAACACCAAAGUAGCAGUCUUGCAUCUUGAAAGACAUGAAUUUCCUCCCUUCUGUUUGGUGCAUUAUCUUUGCUGUAUUAGUUUUUUUUUUUUUUUUAUCUUAUUAUUUUUUUUUUUUUUGCAAAUAUAUCCAGUCAAAUGCAGCAUUAUCAGGUCAAGCUUUUGGAUUUGCUCGGUCCUUUAUUGCAUAGAGCAUUUCUCAGAUCUAUGCUGGUUAUUAAGGGCACAAGAAUAUUCAAGCUCUCUACUGUAAUGAAAACAUGAAGCCAUUGAGAACUUUGCUGAAUUGACCUAUUGAUACUUGUUUUUUUUUUUCUUUCUCUCAUAUGUGCUGGUCUCCUCUUAGAAUAUUUUGAACAAAGAAAACCAAAAAUGCCUUUCGACUCUGUCAGGGGACGAAAUGCAGACGAAGCAAAUGAAUGUAUGUCAGCUGUUUUGCUCAAGUGCUUUUCAAGAUGGCGACUAACAGCCCAUACACAAUGUACAGAAUGUUUUUCCUCUGCGCCGAGCAACCCAAAAGACCCAUAGAUUUUCUUUCCAGCUUAAAAACUCUCCAAUGCCUUAUAAAAAGUCCUUUGCACCAGGAAAGAAAACUACCUCUCUUUACGGCACAGUACUCGCAAGCAGAAGGGAUAAGCUGCUAAUGCUGUCUCUCAAACCAAAUGCUUUGGCAAAUAAUCUUAGCCUUUCUUCCUCUUAGGUCAGUUAAAGCGAGGUUUAAAUCUGUUUAGACAAUGGUCUUUGUUUGAGAGCCAGCACAUAGUUAAAUUUAUUUUCAAGUUUUCAUUUUCUUUGUUUGAUUUCUCAAACAACUUAUUUGUUUCCUAUGUUUGAUGUUCAUCUUACUUAAGUGUAAUGCAGUGAACAAUGAACACAGUUUUGAAAUGAUGGAAAUGAAAUAAUUAAAUUGUGUUUGAUUCAA
This is a messenger RNA of Cyprinus carpio (common carp), 3545 nucleotides long. RefSeq names its product DP-Gal:betaGlcNAc beta 1,4- galactosyltransferase, polypeptide 1, like (gene b4galt1l). Gene Ontology annotation, biological process: protein N-linked glycosylation; carbohydrate metabolic process. The record is from RefSeq and is a predicted model, not a curated record. NCBI's taxonomy places the organism in Eukaryota, Metazoa, Chordata, Actinopteri, Cypriniformes, Cyprinidae. Gene Ontology annotation, molecular function: beta-N-acetylglucosaminylglycopeptide beta-1,4-galactosyltransferase activity; cytoskeletal protein binding.